Macrobrachium nipponense is the source of this 1293-nucleotide messenger RNA. RefSeq names its product glutamate receptor ionotropic, kainate 3-like. Bases 1 to 1293 code for a protein of 430 amino acids. NCBI's taxonomy places the organism in Eukaryota, Metazoa, Arthropoda, Malacostraca, Decapoda, Palaemonidae. Gene Ontology annotation, molecular function: ligand-gated monoatomic ion channel activity. The record is from RefSeq and is a predicted model, not a curated record. Gene Ontology annotation, cellular component: membrane. The transcript has 8 exons.
AUGGUGACAUGGGAUAAAACCUUGGAUUUCUCUAGCCUCCGUGUGCUACAAGGAACUUCCAAAUCCCCUUUCCUGAUCAUAGCAAGUGACUCGUAUGAUUACCUGAAUUCCCUAAUUACAGCACUAUACGAAAGGAAUCUCCUAGUCUGGUCCACAAGGCUUUUAAUAGUCACAAGACUCCCACUUCAAGUAAUCCACCAUUUAAAGGAGAUUCUUUCCAACGUCAAUGGAAUGGUACUUACUAAAUACAAAAAUGGUUAUACUCAAGGGUUACUGGACGGAGGGCACCUGAUAUCUACUUCAGAGGUCUACCCUCCGCAUAUCAUGGAGAAAGAGAACUCCAACGAAGAUGACAGAAUUCUAAGGAAUCCUUUUCGCGGCCCCGGAGUCGAAAUCUUGAAGAUUUUAUCGGCUGUUAUUAACUUUACGACUACAGUCAUUCGGCCGCCAGAUGGUGCUUACGGCGUUCGCUCCUCGAAUGGUACUUGGAAUGGCAUGAUAGGGAUGCAGAAAAGGAAGGAAGUCGACUUUUCAUUCGCCCCGUUCAACAUCUUAUAUGCCCGCGCGCAGGUAGUCGAUUACACGUCCCCAUUCAUUAUCGAAUACGGAAGGAUUUUGGCUCGGAAGGGGGAGGUCGAAGCCAACCCCUUCGGGUUCCUGUUGCCCCUGGCCCCGUCAGUCUGGGGCUUCCUCAUCCUGUCACUGGUAGUGCUCAUGGCAGCGUCUUUCUUCAUGUCCUUCGUCUACAAACCAGCAGAACGUUCAAUCAAGGAAUGGUCAAUGACCAUUCUGGUUGCAUCGUGGGUGAUAGGAAUGCUGGUGUUGAUCGAGAGUUACGUUGGCAAUUUGAGGUCUCUCCUGAUUGCUCGAACUGUGCCACAGCCUUACCACUCAGUCAGGGCAGUCGUGGAUGAUCCCCGUAUAGCCGUCCUGUGGGUUGCCGGUGUGGCGUACCAACAGAUUUUGCAGAGCUUCACGUCAGGGGUGUUCAAGGAAUUAGCAGAUGCCGGUCCUAAUGGAAAGAUCACCUACAUCGACUCGACGAAAUUCUACGAAAUGGUUGACACGAAAGUGUCUGCCGGUACUCACGUAUUGGUGUGCGAGGAGCUCACUCUGAAAAUCCUGGUCUCCAGUCAUUUCUCAAAUAAAGGGCAUGGCUGUCCAGACCAUCUCACAGAAAACGGGGUUCAGCAUCUCCACCGUCUACAGAUGGACCAGGAGAUGGAUCCGGGAGGGACACCUCCACACCCGAUGCAAAAUGAGGGAGUGUCACAAGACCGACUCUGCGGAUGA